Hermetia illucens (black soldier fly) is the source of this 495-nucleotide messenger RNA. RefSeq lists its product as uncharacterized. The transcript is spliced from 2 exons. NCBI's taxonomy places the organism in Eukaryota, Metazoa, Arthropoda, Insecta, Diptera, Stratiomyidae. The coding region runs from base 1 to 495 and encodes 164 amino acids. The record is from RefSeq and is a predicted model, not a curated record.
AUGGCCCGCGAAACGUCAGACGACGAUCAAGACGAUGUCGCCGCCCUGCGGAGACAGGUACAAGAACUGAGAACCUCCCUGAAGGAGAUGACAAGCCGGUACGACCGGCUCUCUGCGUUGUUCAGCUCUUCAUUAGUGGAAUCUACCAUCGCCCUCAACAAGUCAUCUCAGCAACCCAAUACAGCAACUACAUCAAUUCAUGAGAACCAAGAAGAACGGUCGAUGGCAGAAAUGGAAAUUCCCACACCGAAGCCACAACAAAAAAUAGCCUCAGCAAUAGCAUCUACACCCUCACCCCAUCUAACGACAACAACAACGAAUGUCACCGAACAUCCAGCCCGACAACUACAACAACCAACCACACACACCCCGAUAACAACCACCACAACCACGCAGCAAGCCGCUCAACCAGCCAAAUCCACCCCACCAAGGGAUAAUAGAAGCGUUGUUGGAAUUUCUGUUUUCUAUUUGAAAAUUGAUGAUCUAGAAUUUUAA